This is a messenger RNA of Chaetomium strumarium, 1730 nucleotides long. RefSeq lists its product as uncharacterized. Bases 173 to 1579 code for a protein of 468 amino acids. The transcript has 2 exons. The record is from RefSeq and is a predicted model, not a curated record. Gene Ontology annotation, molecular function: oxidoreductase activity, acting on the CH-OH group of donors, NAD or NADP as acceptor; NAD binding. NCBI's taxonomy places the organism in Eukaryota, Fungi, Ascomycota, Sordariomycetes, Sordariales, Chaetomiaceae.
CAACCCCACUAUAAAACCCCAACCCCACCAUGGACAUCCCACUACCGCCGUGGGGUAUUGUGUGACAAGUAUCCGAUCUCGAAGACUCAACAGUCAAAAACAUCCGCUCAACGGUCUUUAAUCAAGAAGAGGAUAACUUGCCCAAUUACGAUUCAGAUUCGCCUCUUCAAAAAUGACAGCUCCAAGGGAUAUUGCCCAGCGUGCGCCGGGGACAGAAGCUUCACACCCUCUCAGCGUUUCACCCACAGCGACCUUCCACUCUCCUCGCUCCAGCAGCUUCAUGGCGGGGUCUCUCGCCCACAGGGCCGCUGCGGCCAAGCAGCUCAAGCCCUUCAAUACCGAAGACGUCAAGAUCCUGUUGCUUGAGAAUGUAAAUCAGACGGGACGUGAUAUCCUGAAGGGACAGGGCUACCAGGUUGAAUUCCUCAAGACGUCGCUGCCGGAAGAUCAACUCAUUGAGAAGAUCAAGGAUGUACAUGUCAUUGGCAUUCGAUCAAAGACAAAGCUCACAGCCAAGGUCCUAUCAGAAGCCAAGAACCUGCUCGUCAUCGGCUGCUUCUGCAUCGGCACCAACCAAGUAGACCUGGACUAUGCGGCCAAGCACGGCAUUGCCGUUUUCAACUCGCCCUUCGCCAACUCGCGCAGUGUCGCCGAGCUGGUGAUCGCCGAGAUCAUCACGCUUGCCCGCCAGCUGGGCGACCGCUCGAUGGAGAUGCACCGCGGUACCUGGAACAAGGUCAGCUCGAAGUGCUGGGAGAUCCGCGGCAAGACGCUGGGCAUCGUCGGCUACGGCCACAUCGGCUCGCAGCUGUCCGUCCUGGCCGAGGCCAUGGGCAUGUCGGUCAUCUACUACGACAUCCUCACCCUGAUGGCCAUUGGCACCGCGCGGCAGGUGCCGACCCUUGAGGCGCUGCUGGAGGAGGCCGACUUUGUCACGCUGCACGUUCCCGAGACGCCCGAGACUAAGAACCUCAUCUCGACGGCGCAGCUAGAGCGCAUGAAGACGGGCUCAUACCUCAUCAACGCCAGUCGCGGCACCGUGGUCGACAUCCCCGCUCUUAUCAAGGCCAUGCGUGCGGGCAAGGUAGCCGGCGCGGCGCUGGACGUGUACCCCAACGAGCCGGCCGCCAAUGGCGACUACUUUGUCAACGGUCUCAACAGCUGGGCCGAAGACCUGCGCGGGCUGAACAACAUCAUCCUGACGCCGCAUAUUGGCGGUAGCACCGAGGAAGCGCAGCGAGCGAUCGGUGUGGAAGUUGCUGAGGCGCUGGUGCGCUACAUCAACCAGGGCAUCACCUUGGGCAGCGUCAACCUGCCGGAGGUGACAAUGCGCUCGCUGACGCUCGACGAGCCCAACCACGCGCGUGUCAUCUAUAUCCAUCGCAACGUCCCCGGCGUGUUGCGCAAGGUCAACGAGAUCCUGGCGGAACACAACGUCGACAAGCAGAUCUCGGACAGCAAGGGCGAUGUGGCGUAUCUGAUGGCUGAUGUUAGCGAUGUCAAGACCGAGGACAUCAAGGAAAUUCGUGAUAGCUUGGAUGCGCUCACCUCGCGGAUUAUGACGCGGGUUCUGUACUAGAUUAGAUGGUCAGCGAAGAAGCGGUUGCGGUACUAUACCGAGUCCAUUUUCAACAUUCGACCUACGGCAUGAUGUCUGCUAGAGGGUAAACCUAGGGUAGAGAGGGCAAAACCAGGUUCAACAAAAUCACAUGGAUAGGCUAGGUACACUU